Haemorhous mexicanus (house finch) is the source of this 2859-nucleotide messenger RNA. It is a transcript of the gene FES, whose product is annotated as FES proto-oncogene, tyrosine kinase. The record is from RefSeq and is a predicted model, not a curated record. Lineage: Eukaryota; Metazoa; Chordata; Aves; Passeriformes; Fringillidae. Gene Ontology annotation, molecular function: ATP binding; non-membrane spanning protein tyrosine kinase activity. Bases 10 to 2652 code for a protein of 880 amino acids. Gene Ontology annotation, biological process: peptidyl-tyrosine phosphorylation; chemotaxis; cell adhesion. The transcript is spliced from 19 exons.
AAUGGCUGUAUGGUCAGCAGUGGGUUUCCUGUUCCUCCCCAGGAGCCAGAGCUGCACCGGGUCCAGACCGCGUCAGCCCCGGCCCCAGCAGGACGCCAGCAGCAGCCUCACAACGAAGACCCAACAACAAAUAUAGGCUGGAAGGACUGUGCCCUGACCCCCUGGCUGGACAGUGGUGCCAUGGGCUUUGGGCCGGAGCUGUGGUGCCCGCAGGGGCACAGUGCCCUGCUGCGGCUGCAGGAUGGGGAGCUGCGCCUCCUGGAGCUGAUGAAGAAGUGGAUGUCACAGCGGGCCAAGAGCGACCGGGAGUAUGCAGGGAUGCUGCACCACAUGUUCUCCCAGCUGGAAAAGCAGGAGGGCACUUGGCAGCUCCAUGGCAACCAUGGUGGUCACACUGAGAAGUCCUGGUGGGUGCUGGUGAGCCGGACAGAGACGCUGAGCCAGAUCCUGCGGCGGCACGCGGAGGAGCUGGCAGCGGGGCCGCUGGCCAAGCUGAGCCUGCUCAUCCGCGACAAGCAGCAGCUGCGCAAAGCCUUCAGCGAGCAGUGGCAGCAGCUCAGCCAGGAGUACAACCGGACGACGCAGCAGGAGAUGGAGAAGCUGAAGGCACAGUACCGCAGCCUGGUCCGUGACAGCACCCAGGCCAAGCGCAAGUACCAGGAGGCCAGCAAAGACAAGGAGCGGGACAAGGCGAAGGAGAAGUAUGUGCGCAGCCUCUGGAAGCUCCAUGCCCUCCACAAUCAGUACGUGCUGGCUGUGCAGGCGGCUGCACUGCACCACCAGCACCACUACCAGCGGGUGCUGCCCAGCCUGCAUCAGUCCCUCUACGGUCUGCAGCAGGAGAUGGUCCUCGUCCUAAAGGAGAUCCUCAGCGAGUACUGCAGCAUCAGCAGCCUGGUCCAGGAGGACCUUUUGGCCGUGCACCAGGAGAUUGCCACUGCCAUCCAGGCCAUCGACCCUGCCACUGAGUACAGCAGCUUCAUCCAGAGCCACCAGUAUGAAUCUGAGAUGCCACCAACUGUGUCCUUUGAUGAGAGCCUGCUGGAAGACACAGAAAACCUGGUGCCAGGGGAGCUGCAGCUGAAUGAGCUGACCCUUGAAAGUGUCCAGCACUGCCUGACCUCGGUUGAGGAGGAGUUGGUGGCUGCCACUGAGGCCGUGGGUAUCAAGGAGCAGCAGAUGCAGGAGCUGAAGGCAGAGAUCCAUGAUGAGGAGCAGGGCCGGAGCCCCGGGGAGCGGGUGCACUUGUUGGGCAGGCGGCAGGGACUGCAUGAGGUGCGGCAGCAGCUCGAGGGCUGCCUGUGUGCCCAGGCCAAGCUGCAGGCGCAGCGGGACCUGCUGGCCAGCAAGCUGGCAGAGCUGGGCGCCAGGGACCCCCUGCCUGCCCUGCCUCUGCCAGAGGAUCGGCAGUCCGUCUCCUCCACGGAGCAGGAGCGGAGCGGGGCCAGUGCGCUGGAGACCCUCAAGAACCACAUCACGGGGAUCUUCAGCCCAAAGUACUCGCUGCCACCCCCCGUGCCCCUAAUCCCAGACGUGCAGAAGCCGCUGUGCCAGCAGGUCUGGUACCACGGGGCCAUCCCACGUUCGGAGGUACAGGAGCUGCUGACCUGCAGUGGGGACUUCCUGGUGCGGGAGAGCCAGGGCAAGCAGGAGUACGUGCUCAGCGUGCUGUGGGACGGGCAGCCCCGGCACUUCAUCAUCCAGGCUGUCAGUAACAUGUUUCGGCUGGAGGGUGAGAGCUUCCCCACCAUUCCGCUGCUCAUCCAGAACCUCCUGCAGAGCCAGCAGCCCAUCACCCGCAAGAGUGGCAUUGUCCUGGCCAGGGCUGUGCCCAAGGACAAAUGGGUGCUUAACCACGAGGACGUGCUGCUGGGGGAACGCAUUGGUCGGGGUAACUUUGGGGAAGUGUUCAGUGGACGCCUGCGUGCUGACAACUCCCCCGUUGCUGUGAAAUCCUGCCGGGAAACCCUUCCACCUGAGCUCAAGGCCAAGUUCCUGCAGGAAGCUAGGAUUCUCAAGCAGUACAGGCACCCAAACAUUGUGCGUCUCAUCGGCGUCUGCACGCAGAAACAGCCCAUUUACAUUGUCAUGGAGCUGGUGCAGGGGGGGGACUUCCUGACCUUCCUGCGCAGCGAGGGUCCCCACCUCCGCGUGAAGGAGCUGGUCAAGAUGACAGAGAAUGCUGCUGCCGGCAUGGAGUACCUGGAGAGCAAGCACUGCAUCCACAGGGACCUGGCUGCUCGCAACUGCCUGGUGACAGAGAGGAACACCCUGAAGAUCAGUGAUUUUGGGAUGUCACGGGAGGAGGAAGACGGCAUCUAUGCCUCCACAGGGGGGAUGAAGCAAAUCCCUGUCAAGUGGACGGCCCCUGAAGCUCUCAAUUAUGGCCGAUACAGCUCAGAGAGUGAUGUCUGGAGCUUUGGGAUCCUGCUGUGGGAAGCCUUCAGCUUGGGCGCCAUCCCCUAUGCCAACCUCAGCAACCAGCAGACACGGGAGGCAGUGGAGCAUGGUUUGCGGCUGGACCCUCCCGAGCAGUGCCCUGAGGAGGUGUACCAGCUGAUGCAGCGCUGCUGGGAGUAUGACCCCCACAAGCGGCCCAACUUCUGCACCAUCCACCAGGACCUCAUUGCCAUCCGCAAGAGACAGCGGUGACAGGGAGCACCAGGGGCCCUGGAUCCAUCCCAUGGCACUGCUGGGGGGCACAGCAGAGCCCUGUCUGGGCAGCGGGUACUGCGGGGUGGCUGUGUGGUGAUUGAGCCCCAGGGCAGGGGCUCCUGCAUACCUCAGGGUGGGACAUGGCACCCACAUCUCCUGCCCGACUUUGUCCUGUACAAUAAACACUCGUGCUCUGCAGCUGUA